CACCGCCUGACUCGUGCCUACUAAAGCUGAAGUUCAAAUACUAGUUCUGGUCAGGUUUUUUUUUUUUUUUAUUGACAAGCAUUGUGGGUGGUGUGUACCCGUCCAAAGUCCAAGUACACACAGAAGAUUACCUUCAUAUGUAGAAAACGACAACAUCUCUAGCAACGUUGCUAUUCCGCACACAUGGUCAAAUAUGGAGAACUUCGCAGAUUUUCAAGGUGCUGUGUCCAAUAAUUUACAUGUGGGUAUGAACUUGAAUGAUAUGCCUAUGUGUUCUACAGUCAACUUUCCUUCAGUGACGACUACGUCAAUACCGACAACACCCGACACUAAUUCGCUGCCUCCCAGCUCCCCAGAUGAAUCGACACCUCCCCCAAGGAUAUACAAGCCAUGCUUUGUAUGCCAAGAUAAGUCUUCAGGAUAUCAUUAUGGUGUGAGCUCUUGCGAGGGGUGUAAGGGUUUUUUCAGAAGAAGUAUUCAAAAGAAUAUGCAAUAUACAUGUCACAGAGAACAGAAAUGUGUGAUAAACAAAGUGACACGCAACCGAUGUCAAUACUGUCGACUUAUGAAAUGUUUUGACGUCGGAAUGUCCAAAGAAUGUGUGCGGAAUGAUCGGAAUAAGAAAAGAAAGGCGAAGCAUGAAGUGACAGAAAGUCUAGAAAUGAAUACUGAGAUGGAGCAUAUCAUGGAUAUUGUGAUUAAGGCUCACAUUGAAACGUUUCCCAAGGAUACACCAAAACCAGGAUUCAAAGUGCCUGCCAACCUACGAACUGAUGGAGUAGGGGCUGAUGUCCUGCCGAUAAUCACGGCUGCCGAUCCUUUAGUUCCGAAGACGGGAAGCGAUACAGAUUUACUUAUGUUUCAAUAUGUAACAGACAUGUCGUCAAGGGCAAUCAUUAUGGUCGUUGAGUUCGCCAAAAAACUUCCUGGAUUUCUGCAACUGACGACACCAGACCAAAUCACGUUACUGAAAGCGGCAUGUUUAGAAAUUAUGGUUCUCAGGAUCAGUUACAGAUUCAACAGGGAUGACGGAAGCGUUACUUUCACAUCGGGUUUAACAUUGUCCAAUAAGCAACUAAAAACAGGAGGUUUUGGAACCUUAAUGGAUACGAUAGGACAGUUUGCCCAACAAAUAAGUAGCCUUAAUCUUGAUGAUACAGAACUAGCUCUGUUAUCAGCGAUUUGUCUCAUUAGUGGUGAUCGUUCAGGGCUUGAAGAACCACUGAAAAUUGAAAAAAUGCAAGAACCACUUCUUGAAGCACUCAGAAUCUAUGUGCGGCGGAGGAGGCCGACAGAACCGCAUGCUUUUGCCAAAAUUCUUAUGAAGAUCACUGAUCUAAGAAGUAUCAGUGUAAAAGGCGCUGAGAGAGUUUUACAUUUGAAGCUUCAGAUACCAGUUGAUAUGCCGCAAAUUAUACAGGAAAUGGUUGAAAGUGACGAAGAAAGCACGGAAAAUGAUGACGAGAAAGGCAGUGCGACGACUUCUGUGCCAUCACCUGUGACGUCGACAAAGCAAACUGCAAAAAUUUCAUCAUUGGAACCUAUAGACACACCAAUUAAAAAAGAACCAGUUUCUCCGACGCCAACACAAACUACGCAAACAUUGAACAGCCCAAAGGAACAAACUUUUGAGACUUCAACGUGAUGAUUAUGGCUGUUUCGUUAAAUAUUUAUAUGAAUUAUAAAAUCAUGCAAACUACAUUUGCAGUAAACUGCU
This is a messenger RNA of Saccoglossus kowalevskii, 1717 nucleotides long. RefSeq names its product retinoic acid receptor beta-like. Gene Ontology annotation, biological process: cellular response to corticotropin-releasing hormone stimulus; regulation of transcription by RNA polymerase II. The record is from RefSeq and is a predicted model, not a curated record. Lineage: Eukaryota; Metazoa; Hemichordata; Enteropneusta; Harrimaniidae. Gene Ontology annotation, cellular component: nucleus; transcription regulator complex. Gene Ontology annotation, molecular function: RNA polymerase II cis-regulatory region sequence-specific DNA binding; nuclear glucocorticoid receptor binding; nuclear receptor activity.